Molecule: messenger RNA, 693 nt
Organism: Kwoniella shivajii
Lineage: Eukaryota; Fungi; Basidiomycota; Tremellomycetes; Tremellales; Cryptococcaceae
Exons: 1
Coding region: 1-693 (230 amino acids)
Source: RefSeq, a predicted model, not a curated record
AUGUUCACCAUCACCCCUCCUACACCUUCACCAUCAGCUUCUCCCAAGGAUCCUCAGGGAUCUUGGGCGUCUGUGAAACCUGCUGGAGCUACUUCACCUAAUGAUCCGAUAAUCAAGCUUGAUCAAUUGAUCAAAUGUAUCAAUAAACUCAUUCGUGGAUAUUCCAAUUCACCUUGUUCAUCCACCAUCUAUUUAUCUUCUCUACAUUCAUUCCGCAAACGUACAGAAGAUCUCAGAAUACAUCUCAAUAGCAUCGAUAUAGAUGUAUCUCAAGAAAUCGUACAAGCCGAGAUUGACAAAUUGGAGAAUGAUUGGUGGUCAAGUGAAGUCGUUGCAGCAUGGUAUGGGCCCCGUCCACGGAGAUUAUCAUUAUCACCCAAUGACAGACCCAUCAAGCGAAUCCAGAGUGAGCUUUCCAUGACUCCAAACGAACGCAUCAUUCAAGCGAAACCACCUUCGUCGUCAUUAUCUCGGUCUCAACCUACCAAUCACGGUAGAUCCAGUCCUUCCCCAACAAAGGUUUUUCAAAGAAGAAAACGUAUUAUGGGCUCAACAGAUCUUUCUGCUUUGAUCGAAGAAAGAGGUUCAUUUUCUACUCUUGGAAAGGGCGAAGACCAUACUUUAGGACAAUGGAUAGAAAUGGAAGGAUGGCUGAGAAGGGAUUCAAGUUAUGUAGGUCUUAAUGAUGAAUAA